Hemibagrus wyckioides is the source of this 3074-nucleotide messenger RNA. RefSeq names its product exocyst complex component 6B (gene exoc6b). Gene Ontology annotation, biological process: intracellular protein transport; Golgi to plasma membrane transport; exocytosis. Bases 30 to 2468 code for a protein of 812 amino acids. Gene Ontology annotation, cellular component: exocyst; membrane. Lineage: Eukaryota; Metazoa; Chordata; Actinopteri; Siluriformes; Bagridae. The transcript is spliced from 23 exons. The record is from RefSeq and is a predicted model, not a curated record.
AGCGCGCGGCGUUACGGUUGGAGUUGAAGAUGGCGAGCGCAGAGACCGCAGCGGAACAUGAGCGGAUCCUCCGGGAGAUUGAAAGCACUGACACAAACUGUAUCGGUCCCACACUCCGAUCUGUGUACGAUGGCCAGGAGCAUGGGCUCUUCAUGGAGAAGCUGGAGGGACGGAUUCGCAACCAUGACCGCGAGAUCGAGAAGAUGUGUAACCAUCACUUCCAGGGCUUCGUGGACUCCAUCACAGAGCUGCUUAAAGUUCGUGGAGAGGCGCAGAAACUCAAGGGUCAGGUGACUGAAACCAAUCAGAAGCUGCAGAACAACGGCAAGGAGCUGUUGGCGUCAAUGGACGAGUUGAGGCGAUGCCGUUUGCAACAGAGGAACAUCGCCACCACCAUCGACAAACUCACACACUGCCUUCCAGUGCUAGAAAUGUACAGCAGACUGCAAGAACAGAUGAGGGCCAAAAGAUACUACCCUGCGUUAUGCACGUUGGAGCAGCUGGAGCAGAACUGCCUGCCGAAGGCGGGACAGUAUCGUUUCUGCACCAUCAUGGCCGAGAACAUCCCCGUCCUGCGCACACACAUCAGAGACGUCUCCAUGUCUGACCUCAAAGACUUUCUGGAGAGCAUACGUAAACACUCGGACAAAAUUGGAGAGACUGCCAUUAAACAGGCGCAGGUGAGGAGCUCUCGGGACAGUGCGGUCACACGGCAGCAGCGGACAGGCAGCGGGUGGAGAUUGCGUAAGGAGGCGGGGUCAGGUACAGAUGUGGACCGGUCAGGUGGCAGUCCUCUUUCAGAAGAGGAUUCUGGGAUACUAGAUGUAGAGGAUGAGGAGGAAGAUGAGGUUCCUGGUGCUCAGGACUUAGUGGACUUCUCUCCUGUCUAUCGCUGCUUGCAUAUCUACACGGUUCUGGGCGCCCGGGAUACGUUUGAGAACUACUACAGGAAACAGAGGAGGAAACAAGCUCGACUAGUGUUGCAGCCACAUUCAAACAUGCACGAAACCCUAGAGGGAUACAGGCGGUACUUCAAUCAAAUUGUAGGUUUUUUUGUAGUGGAGGACCACAUCCUGCAUACAGCACACGGCCUAGUGAACAGAGCGUAUGUGGAGGAGUUAUGGGAGCUAGCUCUGUCAAAGACCAUUGCAGCGCUGCGUACUCACUCAUCAUACUGCACUGACCCUGACCUGAUUCUGGACCUGAAAAGCCUUAUAGUCCUGUUUGCAGACACUUUACAGUGUUAUGGGUUUCCAGUAAAUCAGCUGUUUGACAUGGUGCUUGAGAUGAGAGAUCAGUAUGGAGAGAUUUUGCUGAAAAAGUGGAGUCAGUCCUUUAGAGCAAUCCUUGAUCAAGACAAUUACAGUCCCAUUCCUACAGCAACAGAAGAAGAGUACCAGCAAAUCACAAGCCAGUUCCCCUUCCAAGACUCAGAACUAGAAACGAUGUCUUUUCCAAAGAAGUUCCCAUUUUCAGAAUUUGUGCCCAAAGUCUACUCGCAACUCAAAGAGUUUAUAUAUGCUUGCCUCAAAUACUCCGAGGACCUGCACCUUAGUUCUACAGAAAUUGAUGACAUGAUACGCAAGUCAACUAACCUGCUGCUCACAAGAACUCUGAGUAACUGUCUGCAGUAUGCCAUCAAGAAGAAGAAUGUGGGACUGGCAGAGUUGGUUCAAAUCAUCGUAAACACGACACACCUUGAGUUGUCAUGUCGCUACCUGGAAGAGUUCAUCUCCAACAUCACCAAUGUGCCUCCAGACACCGUUAACACCACCAAACUCUAUGGCACUUCCACCUUUAAGGAUGCAAGGCAUGCAGCAGAAGAGGAGAUCUACAUGAACCUGAAUCUAAAGAUUGAUCAGUUCCUGCAGCUGGCAGAUUAUGAUUGGAUGGCAGCUCAAGGGGGCGGUCAGGCCAGUGACUACCUGAGUGACCUCAUUGCCUUCCUCUGCAGCACCUUUGCUGUGUUCACACAUCUGCCGGGCAAUCCCAUAGAGCACGCCAGAUUGCCGGGAAAGGUUGCUCAGACAGCAUGUAUGUCUGCAUGUAAACAUCUGUCCACCUCCUUGCUGCAGCUGCUGCUUGAAGCUGAUGUCAGGCAGGUAUCUAUGGGAGCUCUCCAGCAGUUCAACGUAGAUGUCAAAGAGUGUGAGAGGUUUGCCAGGGCCGGCCCGGUGCCUGGCUUCCAGGGGGACACUCUGCUGCUCGCCUUCAUCGACUUGAGACAACUGUUGGAUCUCUUCACUCAGUGGGAUUGGUCUACAUACCUCGCCGACUACGGACGUCCGACCUGCAAGUACCUGAGGGUCAGCCCGCAUACCGCUCUGGCCCUCCUGGAGAAGAUGAAGGAUACUAAUCGGAAAAACAACAUGUUCGCUCAGUUCCGUAAGAAUGAGCGCGACAAGCAGAAGCUCAUUGACACCGUGGUGAAGCAGCUGCGGAACCUUAUCGCCAGCCACCAGUCCUGAUUCCAUUGGUGGUUGUAUAUCAGCACAUAAGCUGAUUAUCCCCUGUGAAUUUCUUGACUAGUCGCUACCAGUAACUACACCUACACCACACUGGUGCCUGCUUUUGCUUUGUAAAAGAGCAGAAAGAAUAGAUUUACAAAACAAAUGUAAUAGACAACAGUUGACAAAUGGGUGCCGCAGGUCUUUCAAAGUAAGUAUUUGUUUUACCCAAAUGGUUCCAGCUAUGCCAGUUUUGCAGUUCUUUGUCUCGGCCUUUUAAUGUCUUCCUGACAGCAUCUCACUGGCCUCAGUAUCACUGAAUAUUGAAACUGCUCCCCCGUCUUCCUACAAUUCAGCACAACUCUUUUUUUUUUUUUUUAUGCCUGUCUCUCUAUGAGACUUUGGUUAUUAGCUUCACAUAUCUGUGCUUUUGACAAUAAGCAUUCAUAGCCGCAGGGACACUACAGUGCCCAGAAAAGAAAAAAAUAAAGAAAACCUGUGUUUUUGUGUCUACAGGAGCCUUUCUGUCAACUAGAGCAAAACCCUGUAGUUUACUAGAAGCUAUGUAAGAGAGAGGUUCUAUACGAGUUAAUGUAACCAAUCUACCAUGAGUUCUGUUGCAAGAAA